AUGGCGCCAACCUUCUGCGCCGGCCCCGCCGCAUCCGCGGCAGCAAACCCUAGCUCCGCCGGCUGCCGACCCCAGAGCCUAGCUCGGCCUGGCGUGCUGUCUGCUUGCUGGCGGCCCGGCAGGCCGAUUCCCGCCUUCCUCUCCCUCCGGCGCCCCAAUGCCGAGCUGCGGCCGCUACGCGUCGCCGCCGGCUCCGGCGUUGACCCGAAGGUUGUCAAUGGGGAAGAUUUUCCUCCCAUGAAGGACCUAAUUCAACUAUACAGGACAGCUUUUCUAGAAGGAAAUGAUGAGGUUCUUGGUGAAGUUGAGAAGGCAAUCACUGCUGUGGAAAAAGAGAAGAGUAAGGUAGCUUCUCAAUUUGAAAGUGUUACAGCCGAAAUAACUUCCGGGAAGGAAAAGUUUAUUCGCUUAAAUGCCGAUCUGGAGAAUUUCCGGAAACAGACUGAAAAGGACCGUGCAAAGUUUACAUCAAAUAUACGGGUGGAAGUUGUUCAGAGUCUGUUACCUCUGAUUGAUAGUUUUGAGAAAACGAAUUUAGAGAACACCCCAGAGACUGAGAAGGAGGCAAAGAUCACCACAAGCUAUCAAGGCAUAUACAAGCAGUUGGUUGAAACACUAAGAUAUUUGGGUGUAGGAGUUGUGGAAACAGUUGGCAAGCCAUUUGAUCCUUCGGUCCAUGAGGCCAUCUCACGAGAAGCAUCCAUGCAAUUCAAGGCAGGGAUUGUCACGCAUGAAGUCCGCAGAGGGUUCCAUUUGAAGGAGAGGCUGCUAAGGCCUGCUACUGUGAAGGUCUCUACUGGCUCUGGCAAACAAAGCGGAAGCUCAUAG
Molecule: messenger RNA, 828 nt
Organism: Miscanthus lutarioriparius
Lineage: Eukaryota; Viridiplantae; Streptophyta; Magnoliopsida; Poales; Poaceae
Source: the annotation of a GenBank genome assembly